This is a messenger RNA of Cajanus cajan (pigeon pea), 1689 nucleotides long. NCBI's taxonomy places the organism in Eukaryota, Viridiplantae, Streptophyta, Magnoliopsida, Fabales, Fabaceae. The record is from RefSeq and is a predicted model, not a curated record.
ACCCAAAGAAAUCAACUCACGCACUCGCCCAACAUUCAAGUUCGCGUAUCCCUCCUUUCUAUUCCACUCGCCACUCGCCACGACACUAGUAAGCCGCGUUUUUCAAAAGUGCUUUUGUAGCUUCAGAGAUGGGAAUUGAAAGAGGAGGCUUGAAGGGGUUGAGGAGCGGCUGGACCGUGCCGCCCAAAAAGCCAUGCGACUCCUGCAAGCUGGCUUCGGCGGCGCUUUUCUGCCCCCCCGAUUCCGCCUUCCUCUGCAUCGCCUGUGACACCAAGAUUCACUGUGCCAACAAACUCGCGUCGCGCCACGAGCGCGUGUGGAUGUGCGAGGUGUGCGAGCAAGCCCCCGCUGCUGUCACGUGUAAGGCAGACGCUGCCGCACUCUGUGUCACGUGCGAUUCUGACAUCCACUCCGCCAAUCCCCUCUCCCGCCGCCACGACCGCCUUCCCGUUCAGCCCUUUUUCGACUCUGCUGAAUCCAUAGUCAAAGCUUCCGCCGCUGCCUCCUUCGGCUUCCUCGUCCCCACCGACGACGCCGCCGCCUUCGCCCCGGACGACGCCGACGCCGCGGCCUGGCUCAUCCCCAAUCCCAAUUUCGGCUCCAAACUCAUGGACACACCAGAUAUCAAGUCCAAGGAGAUUUUCUUCUCUGAAAUGGAUCCCUUUCUCGAUUUUGAUUACUCAAACUCCUUCCAAAACAACAACAGCACCACAAACGACAGCGUGGUUCCAGUUCAAAGCAAGCCCUCUCUGCCUCCCCCGCUCAUGAAUAACCACCACCAAUCAGAGAAUUGCUUCGACAUCGACUUUUGCCGCUCCAAGCUAUCGUCCUUUAACUAUCCAUCACAGUCUCUUAGCCAAAGCGUUUCGUCGUCGUCGCUAGAUGUUGGAGUGGUGCCGGAUGGGAACACGGUGUCGGAGAUAUCGUACUCGUUUGGUCGGAACAGUUCGGAUUCGAGUGGAAUUGCUGUGUCAGGGGGAAGUGCGGCGACCCAGUUGUGUGGGAUGGACCGUGAAGCGAGGGUGCUGCGAUACAGAGAGAAGAGGAAGAACAGAAAGUUCGAGAAGACUAUUCGAUACGCUUCGAGAAAGGCUUAUGCGGAAACCCGGCCCAGGAUUAAAGGGCGGUUCGCCAAGCGAACCGAAAUUGAUUCCGACGUGGACCGUCUCUACAGCCCUGCAACGGCUGCUGCGCUCAUGCUCGACACUCCAUACGGCGUCGUGCCCUCGUUUUAGUUUAAAAUAAAAUAAUAAAAAAAAAGGAGGGAGGGAGGGUGCAUGAAUCUAUGGAGUGGUGGGAAAUGUUAGAAUAAUGAUUAGUGAUUCUGCGGGAUUAUUAGAAGAAGAAUCGGUACGAACGUGAUUCUUAGCUGGAGGCUGGAGGCUGGAGGCUGGAGCGCGAUGGCUGAAGAUUUGUCUGGAUCAGCCAGAAAAGCCCGAUUACUUUUUUAAAACAACUUUAAAGGGCUUCUUUCUUCUUUAUAUUCACCUCGUGUAGAAUUAGAAUCUGUACUGUAAACUCUUUUCACUGCCUUGCCCGCUGUCUCUUUUUAGUAUGAAAGUGUCUUUUUUAUAUCAGCCGGAUCACGGAUCUCUUUCCCCGUUCUUAUUGGGUGGCAGUGCCAGUGUGCCACUCUCCAACUAUAUAUAUCACUUUUUUAUUACAUGAUCAUCAAACCCUUUGCUUUUA